Messenger RNA from Gadus macrocephalus (Pacific cod), 1343 nucleotides. RefSeq names its product renalase, FAD-dependent amine oxidase (gene rnls). The record is from RefSeq and is a predicted model, not a curated record. Gene Ontology annotation, molecular function: oxidoreductase activity, acting on NAD(P)H. NCBI's taxonomy places the organism in Eukaryota, Metazoa, Chordata, Actinopteri, Gadiformes, Gadidae. The transcript is spliced from 7 exons. Bases 128 to 1177 code for a protein of 349 amino acids. Gene Ontology annotation, cellular component: extracellular region.
CCCGGGAAUAUUAUUGGUUGGCCAACACGUAUCCUUGAGACUGAAGACAGCAACCUGACAUUCUGCAACGAUAUUCAUGUAACAAGUUGAAUUGUGGAAGUCUGGUAGUCGUCUUCUUUAAGUGAACAUGUCCCGGGUAUUGAUAGUGGGCGCCGGGGUAACUGGUAGUUUAUGCGCCUGUCUUUUGAGGAGAGAAAUGCAAAGCAAAGUACAAAUAGUAGUGUGGGACAAGUCAAGGGGCACAGGGGGAAGGAUGUCGACCAGUAGAAAUCCAGACGGCACAUCUAGUUUAGCAGAUCUGGGAGCACAGUAUAUCAGUGCUACACAGUACUACGCUCAAGCACAUCACAGCAUCUAUGCAGAGCUUCUAGCUCAUGGAAUACUGAAACCUCUGGAAGCUACCGUAGAAGGCCUUCGGGACGUGGAUGGCACCAAGAACUAUGUCACUCCAGCGGGCAUGUCCUCCAUCGCCAAGCACUUCCUCAAAGAGUCAGGAGCCCAGUUGCACUUCGACCAUCAUGUGACCAGUCUCUUCCGAAGAGGUGCAUCAUGGGAGGUGCAUAGGAAGGGUGGCGAGCCGGAGAAGUUUGACGCCGUGGUCUUAACGAUGCCUGUGCCUCAGAUACUCCAGCUGCAGGGUGACCUGUCAGAUCUGCUCGCUGCGGACCAGAGGGGGCAGCUGGAGGCGGUGAGCUACUCGUCGCGCUACGCCCUGGCUCUGUUCUUCCCGCCGGCCGCCACCGUCCCCGUCCCCUGGGCCGCCUGGUACGUCCCCGGGAACCCCUGCAUCCGCUACGUCGCCGUGGACGACCGUAAACGUGGCCAGGAGUCUCCAGACUGCGGGUCAUCUCUGGUGGUCCACACCAGCGUUCCGUUCGGCCUGCAGCACCAAGAACUGGACAAGGAGGAGGUCCAGCCAAUCAUCUUGGAGGAGCUCCAUAAGCUAGUUCCUGGUCUGCCUCAGCCAACCAGCACCAAGUGUCAGAAGUGGAGGUACUCCCAGGUCCUCACGGCGGUCCCAGGAUGCCCGGGUCACAUGACCCUCCUGGCCGAGCCCCUGCUGGUGUGCGGCGGAGACGGCUUCACCCACUCCAACCUGGACGGCUGCGUGGAGUCCGCCCUCAGGGUGCUGGGCGCGCUGAAGGAGGCCUCCGUCCAAUGGGAAGCUCCCCGCUAAACAUUGGGCCCCCCCCCCCCCCCCCCCCGUAAACACCCUCUGUGGAGGGAUGUGCAAAUAAUUAACAGUGCAAUCGUCCUUUUUGAGAUUUUUGUUGAAUAUUGUUGAAUUUGACAUUACAAGAGAUGGACAUCUGGAUAUCUAUUAAUAAAAAAUUGUUGAAUAA